AGAGAGACACGCUCCAGCAUCGUAAAUUAAGAUUGUAGAUUGGUAACUUAACCCUUUAUGUCACUAGGUAUAUAACUCGUAAUAGAAUAAUACUUUGUACCAUGCAUCGUACCAGUGUCGGUUCUGGUAUUUCCACCUGUCCUUGUGAAGAACUUGAAUCGCUGGCGCCUGACAUGCGUAUACUACUGAGAUUUUCUCCUGAUUUCAUUUGCGGAUCUGAAUCUGACAGAACCUGUUUGACGACAUUGCGUCAGACUGUUGCCUUAGACGCCUUGAAGGACUUUUAUCUUAUUUACACACCAGUGAUAUCCCGAUAACGGCCACAACGGAAUACCAGGAAUGCAAAGAUCUCAGGUUAUGCCAAAUAUGUGCACUCACAUCGAACGGUAGCGCUCUGCGCCAGAACGCCAAACUCUCCCUGACAUGUGACUUGUGGGUCACAAGGAAUUCUCCCUACAAGCCUAUUUUUUUGUUACAUGCACAUCAUGGUGACAUUCAUUGUGUUUCUGGUUCACUAUAUCUUGAGGAGAAAUGCAUAUCUCACGUUUUAUCCUUUCCCUCUUGAAGACGUUAUGCAUUUGCGUCAUAUUCAGUUUUCACCACAAGGGGGCGUCUCUGUUAGUCUGAGCAGCAGUGACUUGCAUUGCAGACAUUGUUGAACGACGUCCACUUUGAACCAUGAUUCGGUCGUGGUCUGCUGCAGGUACCCUGGCAUUGACUGCAGCUACAAUCAUUAACCUUUAAACAGGAAUAUCCAAUAGCCUGACAGUACAUUUAAAGGUGAGAUGCAGAUGCACAGACACGGCAUAUUUUCUUAUUUUACAACUGACCUUUCUUUCUUGAAAUCGGUUUUCAGUGUGCCGGGAGAGUUUCUUCCAUCAUUACUUCCCUCCAAAACAAUAUAUAUGCUUGGAAAGAGAUUAUUCGUCAUAUAUAUAUAUAUAUACGGUUUGAAAUGAGUUACUGUAGUAUGAAUAGUUUAACACUAUAAAUAAAACCAACAAUUUUUUUGGCCUACACACAACACAUCCUGUCUGCAACACAAAAACUCUUGCAUCCUCCUCGACGAUGAGAGCUGUGACCUCAACAUUUCAGCCUUUAUCGUUUUAAUACAUUAAAUCUGGUUAAAGGAAAUCCUUUCUGUCCUUUUAUCCUCUAUCCCAAGCUACUAAAACCUGCCUCUGUGCCACCAAAGUGGUCUGCGUUGCUUUUUGAGGGCCACGAUUUUAUUUGAAGUCCUUUCCAAACCCAACCAUCUCAGUGCCACAGACCCCAGGUCCUCUCCUCCAAACGGCAAGGGCCUGGUGGAACCAUUUGGGGUUUUUCCCCUUUCUUCUGCUGUUGAUCUAUCUACACCAACCCCACCCUCCACAAGGCUAGCAGCAGAAAGCGGGGGUCUCCUCCACUGGUGGAAGGGGGGUAGGAAUCCACUCCGGUUCUCCUGCCUGUUUGUUCAGGAUCCUGUGCUUUGUCUGCCGGAGCAGCAGCAGCAGCAGCAGCAUCAGCAGUUGAUCAACUCACCCGUCCGCCUAAUCCCCUGCGCUCCAGCGCUGUGUGUGUACUUGCCCGUAGGGGGCUGCCUGCUGCUGUACUGGUCUGGUUGCUCUGGAGACUCCACACUGGGCGUGUCCUAAUUCCCCCCUGGGAUCCGUUUCUUGUUUUCCAUCCGUCCCAGAGUUUUGGAAGGCGGCUGAAAGUUCACAGGCACUUCUGCGGCGUGCAACGCAGAGAGAGCGCAGAGUGAAGGGGGUUUGUCUGCACUGCAGUGGAACUCGGAGUGUUCACAGCUCAACUUCAGCCCCAGAAGAAAAGGGAGAGGAAGAAGGAGAAGCAGGAAUCUGUGUUUUGGAUGUUGCAACCCAUAAAUAGCUAGUAGAGGGAAUGGCUUUGUCUGCGGUGAGGCCAGCCCUGCACAAACUCUUUUAUUUUUUUCCGUUUUCCCCUGCAUGUGUGGGGAAAGUAGCGGAGCAUGUUGGAUGGUGAGGAACCCACUAGUCUGCGUGGGUCUGCAGUGUAAUGAACUCAAGGCUCGCAGGUGCCAAGGCUUUGCUUGCAACUCGUUUGAAGUCUCUCUUUUUUUUUUCAUGUCAAAGGUGAAGGAUUAUGCGUUGUGUUGGAAUUCCGCCCGGAAAAGAAAAGGAAUCAGUUUCAAAACUACCCGAUAGGGAAGGAAAAACCAAACCUGGAGACUUGAGGAAUCGUUCUUUGUGUUGAUCUGCGCUCCUCACGUCUGACUGAGUACACAAACCAGGGAGUGAGUGAAUGAAUGAAUGAAUGAAUGAAUGAAGUGCAAUGCUGCUGUUCAGCAGCCAGACAGUGGACGCUAUCAGCAGGGGACAAUCUUUUGGCCAACAACAGCAGCAACAACAACAACAGCAGCAGCAGCAGCAGGAACAAACCCCCGUGUACCGCCAACUCUCAGCUCUGGGAGAUGAGCUAGUGUCAGGGCUCGUCAUGGGCCGGGUCACCCGCACCCUCGUGGAUGACUGCCAGCGUCUCCGGGGAGAGACACGCGCUGGAGCCAUGCCAGGGGACGAUGGCCCCGGGCUGGGGAGGGCAGGGCCCGACGCGGGCAGGUGGCCCUCCCUGGGACGCGCAGCCAGAGCCGCCAGGAGGCAGAGGGAGGAAGUCGUCAUGGAGGAAGACGAGGAGGAGGAGGAGGAGGAGCAGCAGGAGAAGAAGAAGGUGGAGGAAGAGGGGGGAAGAAUGAGGACGGACCGGUUUUGCCGCCAGCCCUCCGAGAACCCCACCGACUCCUCGUUCUCGCGCGCGGACGCCGAAGACGCCGCACUCGAGCCGGAGACCCAGGGAUCGCCCGGGGGGAGGCGCGCGGGCCGCGGCCCAGCGUCGAGCACCGCGUCGGCCCGCGGGGAGGAGGAGCGUACGGCGGGCGGCGACGCCGGCGUGUUGUCGGGACACAGCUCCCUGCCGCGCGCCGUGCUGCGGCGGCCCCGCCCGGACCAGGCCCUGCCGGCGGGGAGGAGAUCGCUGAGCAUGUACGGGGAGUUCUUCAGACCCAAGCGGGGCUCCCAGUCGGCCGAGGACGACCCCCCGCGCCGGCCCCGGAGCGUCUGCACGCCGACGGGAGUGGCGACGCCGCCCUCGCUGGAGGCCGGACCCUCGCCGCCGGGAGGAGGAGGUGGGGGCGUUGUCGCGGACGACGCCGGCCCGCCCCGGAGCAGGAGGGCCGAGCUGAGGGCCGUGGACGGCCUGAAGCCUCUCCUGCCCUGUUACCGGCCCCCGGACAAGGCCGCCGAGCCCGGGCCCCCUGGGGCCCCCCGAGGACGGACCCGGAGGCCCCGGCCCGUCAGCAUGACGGUGCUGGAGCUGAAGAAGAAGAGCUGCGAGGACGAGCCGGGCCGCCGCGGCGAAGGCGCGGACGCAGACGCGGGAGGGUUCUUCCACUUCCGCUGGAGGCUAUUUGGCAAGGCACCACCGGUGCCGCCGCCGCCGCCGCCUGAGCCUCAGGACAACAGGGACAAGCAGCAGGACGACAGGGAGUCGAACCCGCCACACAGGUCUGACAAAAUGGAGGCGCCGCCGAAGAAGACGCUGGGUUCACUGCGGCGGAGCCUCAGCCUGCGGAUCCGGAGGAGCGGACGCCCCCGGGAGGACGCCGGCCCGGGGGCGGGGGCGGGGGCGGAGACGUCCCGGCCCGCCCCAGGGCGGGACUCGAGCGUGCCCCCGCGACCUUUCUCGUACCUCACCGGAAGGACCCUGCCCCCCCGCCGGAACCAGGGGACGCAGGCGGCGGCGGCGGCGGCGGCGGCGGCAGCGGCGGCGGGGGGGACGCAGGUCAUCCAGUACCAGCGCCAGGGGAAGGUGAAGGUGAUGGAGGUGCCCCCCUUUUCCCCGGCCAGGCUGGGGUCCGGGUCUGUGGGGGGGGGGCCGGCCGCCCCGCAGGAGGAGGCCAGCAUAUGGCAGCUCAUAGCCAACCGCUUCAGGAGGAAGGAGCAGCCGACCGCCACGGCCGGGGUCAGACCCCGUGAAGCCCAACGGCCCCGGGGCGGAGACACGGGCCGCCGCGCCCCCGGGGGGGACAGGAGUCAGCCGGUUACCAUAGCGAUGCUGGAAGGCGUAAACGCCGGCAAAGGUCAAGAUUCCUUCGUCAACAGCCAAGAAUGGACACUGAGUCGAUCAGUUCCAGAGCUGAAAGUGGGCAUUGUGGGUAAUCUGUCCAGCGGGAAGUCUGCUUUGGUCCAUCGCUACCUGACUGGCACAUACGUGCAGGAGGAAUCUCCCGAAGGUGGUCGAUUCAAGAAGGAAAUCGUGGUGGACGGACAGAGCUACCUCCUCCUGAUCAGAGAUGAGGGAGGGCCUCCAGAAUUACAAUUCGCCGCCUGGGUGGAUGCGGUGGUGUUUGUCUUCAGCCUGGAGGACGAGAUCAGCUUCCAGACCGUCUACAACUACUUCCAGCGUCUGUCCAACUACAGGAACACGGCGGAAGUUCCCAUGGUGCUGGUGGGAACGCAAGAUGCCAUCAGCGCCGCCAACCCCCGCGUGAUCGACGACUCGCGGGCCAGGAAGCUGUCCAACGACCUCAAGCGUUCGACGUACUACGAAACCUGCUCCACCUACGGCCUCAACGUGGAGAGAGUCUUCCAGGACGUGGCCCAGAAGGUGGUGGCCCUGAGGAAAAAGCAGCAGCUGUCCAUCGGCCCCUGCAAGUCCCUGCCCAACUCCCCCAGCCACUCGUCUGUCCCCUCGGCGUCCAUCCCUUCGGUCCACAUCAACCAGGCGGCCAACGGUGGGGGGGCCUUCGGCGACUACUCCUCCUCGGUGCCCUCCACCCCAAGCAUCAGCCAGCGGGAGAUGCGCAUCGAGACCAUCGCCGCCUCCAACACGCCCACGCCCGUCCGCAAGCAGUCCAAGCGCCGCUCCAACAUUUUCACAUCACGGAAAGCCAGUGAACAGGCAAAGAGCGUUGACAGUAAAACUGACAGCAUAGGCAGUGGGAGGGCCAUCCCCAUCAAGCAGGGGAUCCUUCUGAAGCGAAGUGGAAAAUCCCUGAACAAGGAGUGGAAGAAGAAGUAUGUCACACUGUGUGAUAACGGACUCCUCACUUACCACCCCAGUUUACAUGACUACAUGCAGAACGUCCACGGCAAAGAGAUCGACCUGCUGAGGACCACGGUGAAGGUCCCGGGCAAGCGGCCCCCCAGGGCUGUGGCCACCGUGGCCCCCACCGCCAGCCCCAAGACCAACGGACUGACCAAGGACCGCAGCGCCCUGCAGCUUGGCCUGGGCACCACAGGGGCCCCCCACUCCAGCAGCAGUACGUCCCUCCAGUCGGGGGUCCUGGGAGGCGGCGGGAAGGAGGGCAUGCACCAGCGCUCCUUCUCCGUGUCCAGCGCCGACCAAUGGAACGAAGCGGCCAUCAACCCGGGCACCGGCCCCGCAGCUCGGAGGAGAAGGAGUGCUGGAUCCGGGCCAAGUACGACCAGAAGCUGUUCCUGACGGAGCCGCCGCUGUCGGACGUGCCCCUGGGCCAGCAGCUGCUGCGGGCCGUGGUGGAGGACGACCUGCGGCUGGUCGCCCUUCUUUCUGGCGCCACGGGAACAAGGAGGAGGUGAACGAGACGUUACGGCGACGGGGACGGACGCACGGCCCUCCACCUCUCCUGCUCCAUGGCCAACGUGGUCGUCACGCAGCUGCUCAUCUGGUACGGCGUGGACGUGACGAGUCGUGACGCGCGGGGCCAGACGCCGCUGUCGUACGCGCGCCGCGCCGCCAGUCAGGAGUGCAGCGACAUCCUGCUGCAGCACGGCUGCCCCAACGACGCCGCCGCCGUCGCCCCGACGACCGACGCCGCCGACGCCGCCAACCGCAACCCCGGCGGCGCCAACCCCAACAUCAACAACAACAACGCGCAGUGCGAGCUCAACCGCAGCAUCAGCAUCAUGUAGGACGCGGCGGCGGAGAGACGUCGUCUGCAGUACGGACACAGUGUGUCUUAAACACACACUCUCCCCCCCCCCCCCCCCGUCUCCCCCCCCCCCGCCCUCCCCCCCGCCUCCCCUCCCUACAUCGCCCAAACUGUACAGCCCCCUACCCCUACCCCCGGUAACACAAAGAGACCACUGUCAGAGACAACAGACCUAAUGCUGAAGCUCCACGUCGCUACAGAGUGUUUAUUUGGUUUCUUUUUUUAACACAGGUGAUCUAGCGGGCACUUGCAGAAGUGUUGUCUUCGACGACGAUGUUGUGCAUUGUUAAUAAUGUGUGUGUUUCUUUGUUUAGCUGUGCCCAUGACUUGGGGAGGGAGGGAGGGAAGGGGGGGAAAACAAACCUGGUCCGAACCAGACCACGAUCGGCUUUAAGUAUUCAUUUUUACGUUGGUUUUUUUCGUCGUUUCGUUUUGUUUUAUUUAAAGCUUCAACCAAACGAGUGAGGUUUUAGCGUGGAAAAGGUUUAUGUUUUAACACUUGAACAUUUCUGUGUAAGUCUUCCACCUGUAGAGCCCAACUGAAUAGAGUUCCAAUGCGUGUUACAAACUAAAGCUUCCCUUGUUCAUUCCCAGCCUUCCAAACUCUUAAUAUCAAACAGCUAAGAUAAUUAAGGGGCAGCAUAUAGUCAUUUAGGGUAAGAGUGCGCCACAUCUUCUGCGAUAGACAUUUCUUUUGCAAAUCGCAAAUUAAGGCUUCAAUUACGACGCACAACUUUGACCCAACUCUCAAACUCUUGACGCGUUCAUUCAUAUACAAAGGCAAAGCAAUUAUAGAUAAUGAAUAAAAGUCUGCAUUAUUCAGAUGCACAACACACACGUAGGCACGCGGGGGGGGGGGUGGGGGGGGGCACGCAGCAUAAGAGAGCUGAUUGCGUGAGGCCCAUCGGGUGAAAGAGAGUCAUUUCCCCCGUCCACCCUUAGCGUGAUCUUCCUCCAGAUCUUCUGUGAUUAUAAAGGAAUUAAGGGUGGCCAUGUUUUAUGACCGUAGAGCCUCGUGGCUCUGUGAAGAUGCCCCCUUCAAAUCAAAUCUCAUUCGCCUGGCGCCGCUGAUUGAAAGAAGGAAACGGUACUAUUAUGGACAUCUUUGUCUGAGUAAUUUGUAGAUUGAACGGAUUGUGUUGAUGAUUUCCUUGCUCCGACGGAAGACGCACACUCACUCAUCGGAUGCGAUGGACACCUAAUUGGGUAUCUUUCCACCUCUCGCUGCAGAAGGCCUGACAUUGAUGCACUACAAAAGAAUUUGCUCUAUUGUUGCUGUGAAGUAUAUGGUACUGUGUGUCUGUGUGUGUGCGUAGUGUGCGGGCUUCCCUGUGUGUAUCCAUCUUUGUGGCUCCUGUGCAAGUGUGCACAUUUUACGGCAGAAAGUGCGCAAACAUUUUUGUGGCGGGAAAAAACAGCGGAGAUCAGGUUCUGGCGGCGUUCCGGGAGCAGGGUGGCGUGCUCAUGUACGAAGGGCUGUUCUUCUGCGCCGCAGGUCUCACCCAGACUGUUAAGCGAGUUGUUAAGAUAAUGCUUGCUUCCCUUAAGCCUUUAGGGUCAACCCAGUCGUUGACAGGCUCGUGCUCUUACAACUGCUCCUCCCAUCACAGCCUUAACCCAGACACGGUGAGCAAACUCAUCCAGGUACUGAACCCAAACUAUGUUGAUGUUCGGAUAACAUGAUAAUGCUAGAAGAGCGAAGAAGUAGGUAAAGGAAGGGUGUAUGUGUUGGCGACAUGAGCUCCAUGUUGCUGGAAAACACAAUUUUUGAAAUUUGAAAUGAUUCAGAUUCUUGAAAUGGACUUGGCAUGUUUAUAGUGUUGUUGUUUUUCUUAACUGCAAUUGAAUCGUUUAAACCGGCUUUUAGGUUUUUAUGGGUUUACAAUGUCAGUGUUUAUGUUUACAGAGAAACGUUUUAACUCGGUACCCUGUUAACACAGUGAGGCUCCACUUGCUAGCAUUGUGUUUAAACUAUAAUAUUCAGAUUUUGUCAGUAAAUACAAUUUUAGAUUAUUUUAAGCUAAUAUUUGAAUUGAUUAAUUUUUUUUUUUUAAAUGGACACGAAUUGGCACAGGUAUAUAUUUCUUCACUGGGUCAAAUAUAUUGAAAUCUUUUCAAUUUCGAACUUGAGGAGCUAAACUUUUUUUUUUUAAUGUUAUCUAAAACAGAAUUCAAAUGCCACACAGAAAGCUCCUUUCUCUUCAACAUUUCACAAACGUUUCAAAAAAUGGCUGCUGCCCUGAGAUGUGUUAAAGAACAAAAGGACUCUUUUCAGUGUGAAAUAUUACAUUUAGUUUGUUUUUUUGAUAUACGUUUGCUUUAUUUGCCAGCACCUUUUAAUGACUGUGCUAUGAAUUUAUUUAUUCUUUAUUGACCUGAGUUCGCCUGAGCUGAGUCAAUAGACAUGAACUUAAGUCAACAAAGUAAAAUAAGUGUCCAAUAAGUUUAGUUGUUUCCCCCAAAAUAGUGCAAUAAUACACAUACUUUAUCAGACAUGCCUUUGACAGGUCAUACCAUACAAUGUUUUAGGAGACAUUUUGGCCCAUUCAUCUUUCAACGUUUUUCGUUUUUUUUACAUAUACUGUAUAUGUUUAUAUUUGCUCUCCUUGUUUUUUGCAUAACUGAAAGGUACUUCAUUUUGGUCUGCGGCUCCACAUAAGCUGACGAAUCUUUGGUACUUGUGUAUACUGAUGUACAUUUGACAUAUUUAUAAUGCAGUUUGUAAAUAUCCUUUUUUUUAUUUUAUUAUGUUUGGUUUCGUCUAUUUCAUUUUACUGUUGUUUAAUCCUUUUACUUUUACGUUCAGAACGUGGAUAAAAAGGCAGAAGCUCGAGUCGUUUGUUGUAUGCUUGGAUGCUUGGUUGUCCUUUGACCCGUAAUAAACCCUUAAAUAAAACAAUGUAGCCUUCCCUAGGCUUUGGGAAAUAAUUAAAAUGCAACCGUGUAUACUUUA
Messenger RNA from Gadus morhua (Atlantic cod), 8879 nucleotides. RefSeq names its product arf-GAP with GTPase, ANK repeat and PH domain-containing protein 3. Gene Ontology annotation, biological process: activation of GTPase activity. The record is from RefSeq and is a predicted model, not a curated record. Lineage: Eukaryota; Metazoa; Chordata; Actinopteri; Gadiformes; Gadidae. Gene Ontology annotation, cellular component: nucleus. Gene Ontology annotation, molecular function: GTPase activity; GTP binding; GTPase activator activity.